UUCAUUCCGCUGCAUGGUCCAACCUCAAAAAGUCUUACCGCGAUCGUGAUGUUAAAUAAAAAUGUGCUUCGGCAAUAAUGGCUGAUGCAACGACUCCCAUAAAGUAAUUCUUAUAAAAAUCGUACUAAAUAUAUACAAUAAUUGAUCUAAUCAAUUAACAGGGCAUAAAUUAAAUAUUAUUAAAAAUAAUGGUACUAAUUUUAUUUCAAAACUAUUGAUGACAAUCAAUCUUUGAUAAAGAUAUUUAUGAUUAUUAGACGUUUUUGUUCUACAGUGAAUUUAAAAAUUAAUUUAAAAUGUUGAGUUGCGGAAAAGUUUUCUCAAGACAUGGCCCGUUUUGCAAUGGACCGACAAGUCUUGCAAGAGAUGGACAUUUACAGAAACGUGUGUCAUUAAUUAUUAACAAAAGGUUAUUUGAAAGUCAUGCACCGGGUUCCAGAUAUGAAAAGACAGCUUUACAAAAAUGUCUCGUUGAGACAAAUGUGUUUGAUAAUAGAAUUACUAGUAUGCAAAGUAUUCGUUAUUUGUCUACUAGAAAAUUUCAUACAAAUUUAUUGUUAAGCCGAUCAAUAAACGCCGAUGACCGGAUGAGGACAACUGACACGAAAAAAUCUGCUUUAAAAAUUGAUAUCAAGGGAUUAGUUGAUAAACAACAGAAUGUUAAGAAUUAUUUCGAAAAUAAUGAGGAAAACGAUACAGAUAAUGUCGAGACAAAUGUUGAAAAUUAUUCUAACGUUCAUGAAAGUUUGCAUCAUUCCAAAAGAGAAAGAUUUAGUAUUAAAGAAAUUGAAAAAAUGUAUCCCAAUCCAAAAUCAAAACUUCACGAAAUAUAUCAAAUUGUAAAUAACGAUAUGAAAAAAAAUACAUUAAGCUUUGAGUUUAAAAAACCUAAAGCUAAACAAAUUUCUUGGUCAUGCACAGUUAGAGUUUUGUGGCCUGAGGAUACAUCAUUCGUAGGGCUAGCAAAUAAUAAAAAUAAGUCAGCUUACUUAGCAUCAUUAAAAUGUUUACACUGGCUUGAAAAUCAUAAAAAAUUGGAUAAAGGUAUGCCAAUACUUUAUGAUGCAAAGGGUAUCAAAAAUUUAUUACUUCGGCCAGUUUUAUUGUCUGUUAAAAAUGAAGUAUUAAAUGACGCUCGGCUUGUUAUUGACAAGUACAAUAAUGAUAUCAAAGCUUUGGUUGAUGCAAAUACUGACAAGCCUUUUAUUGAAUCACCCGGUUUUCGUGACGAUGAAAUAGUAGAUCCAGUUGGUAAAGUUAAUCCACUUAAUCGUGAGCCAAAGAGAAUAAAAGAAAGAAAUGAAAUAUUGAAAAUAAGAUAUGAGAAGCGUAUGGAAGACGGUGGUUACUGUGAUCUACCAAUUCUUGAAUUUCGUGAAAAAAUAAUAAAUGAAGUUGAAAAUAAUCAGGUAUUAUUAAUAAAAGGUGAUACCGGAUGUGGUAAAACAACGCAAGUACCCCAGUAUAUAAUGGACAGUUUUGCUAAAACUGGUGCUGCAUCAGAUUGUAAUAUAAUUGUAUCACAGCCACGUCGUAUAUCAGCAAUUUCAUUGGCUGAGCGCGUUGCUAAUGAGAGAAGAGAACAACUUGGUGAUGUAAUUGGUUACCAAGUGAGAUUAUCUCAAGAAUUACCGAACACGCCUGCAGGAAUUUUAUUUUGCACAGCAGGACUUCUUUUGCGUAAGCUACAAUUUAAUCCAACGCUCCAAGGUUGCUCACAUGUGAUUGUCGAUGAAGCUCACGAGAGGACAAUAAAUACUGAUAUGCUACUGGUUCUUCUUAAACGUGCUAUGAAAAGUAAUCCAGCUUUAAAAGUUAUUGUUAUGUCAGCGACAAUAAGUGCUGAGUUGUUUCAAAGUUAUUUUAAUUGUAAUGUAAUUGAAGUGCCUGGAAGAACCUUCCCAGUAACCAUGAACUUUAUGGAAGAUAUUGAUAAAUUGGGACUACGAGCUCCGAGUAGAUGGGACUUGAGUUUUGAAGAUCCUGAAAAAAUGCAAGAAGGCCCGAUAAUAGAUAUCGUUAAAAUGGGCGAACUUGUAUCAUGGAUAACCAGAGUUAAACCACCAGGUGCAAUACUCUGUUUCUUACCCGGUUGGUCUGAAAUAGCAGCACUGAAAAAAUACCUCGAAGAAUAUUCAUUGUUACCAAAAAGAGAUAUUCUGGUACUACCAGUCCAUUCAAAAAUAGCACAACGGGAUCAAAAAAAAAUAUUUGAUACUCCUCCAAGUCAUAUAAGAAAAAUAGUAUUGGCUACUGACAUCGCCGAGACGGGAAUAACUGUCACGGAUAUCGUAUACGUUGUAGAUUCUUGUACCCAUCGACAAAUCAGGUGGCAUGAAAAACGUGGCAUCUCAUCAAUCGACAGCUACUGGAUUUCAAAAGCUAAUGUUCAGCAGAGAAAGGGUCGUGCUGGUCGUGUUAAACCAGGUAUCAGUUAUCACAUGAUCACCCGUAAACAAUACGAAAAUUUAAGCGCAUAUCCAACGCCUGAAGUAAUGCGUUCAUCCUUAGAAAAAACUGUACUGGAUAUUAAAACUUAUAGUAAUGAAAAAGCUGAAAGUUUUUUGGGAUCAAUGCCACAGCCACCAUCAAAAAAUGUUGUCAAUAUUGCCGUAAGAGAUCUAAUUAAUCUUGGUGCACUUGAUAAUCAAGAAAAUUUAACGGCUUUAGGUAAAAGAAUAGCCAUGUUUACUGUACAUCCGACAUUGAGUAAAUCAAUGGUAUUUUCAUCAAUUUUCCAAUGUGUUGCACCAACUUUGUCAGUAGUAUCUUUUAUGUCAUCAGAAAGUGAAAUAUUUUCUGGUGUCCUUCAGCAAAAAGGCGCGAUUAGAUCCAUAAAGGAAAAAUACCAUCCAACAAGUGAUCAUAUAAGUCUCGCUUGGCUUUUCGAACAGUGGAAUUCAUUUAAUCAACGAGGUCGAUUUGCCUCACGAGAUUUUUGCUUACAGAAUCGACUUUAUCCUGAUCGUAUGUAUACUUUAAGUAGAAUAAGACAAUUGAAUGCUGCUCAUUUAGCUCAAGUACACAUGGUACCUUCACCUGAAAAUAUUGAUGACUUGUCUAUGAAAGAAAACGAGUAUGCUGAGUUAGAUGAACUUGUAAGAGGUGUUUUAUUAGCUGGUCUUGAUCAAAUACUUUGUCACCGUGAUUUUGAUUUACGUAAAGGCCAAGUUAAAAAGGGAGUUUGCACUUUUGUAAUGGAAGAUAAUAAUCGCGCGACAAUAACUCCAGACAGUGUUAAUUUUAAAAGAAGAUUUUUUCCAAGUCCGUACUUAACUUAUGUAAGACGUACGCACAGUGAAGAAAGAAGAACUUCUUUGAUACGUGAGACUAGUAUGAUUUCUCCAUUGACUGUAUUUUUAUUUUCUCAAGGAACAAUUAGUGGACGUGUUGAUGAUGAUGAAAAUGUUAUAUUUACUGUUGACGGAAGGAAAAAUAUACGAUUAGUUUGUGACAAAGAAACUGCUGAUGUUUUAUUGGCUUUCCGUGAUACCAUGUGGAGUAUUGUACGAUAUAUGGUAGAAAAUUAUGGUCUUAUUAAAGUAAAAAAUUCAGAUACAUUAGAUCAAGUACAAGCUUACAAAGUGGAGAUGCUCCAAGUACUUGCGAAAAUGUUAAGUGACGCUUCGAUGCAUAUUGACAAUCCACAGCCGUUAAAAAAACAUGUUGAAAUUUCUGAAGAUGACAAUGAAAAAGAAGACUGCGGUGAUGAUGAUAAUGAUGAUGAUGACAUUAAAUAUAAUAAUAAAAAUAAAAAGAACUAUAAAAAAUGAACUGUAGUAAAAGCUUUUUAAAAGAAACUGUAAGAUAUUCAAUACCAAAUUUAAUUAUCCAAUUUUUAUUACUGAAAUCUGUAAAAUAUAUGAAAAUUUUAAA
This is a messenger RNA of Microplitis mediator, 3876 nucleotides long. Its product is annotated as ATP-dependent RNA helicase DHX30-like. The record is from RefSeq and is a predicted model, not a curated record. NCBI's taxonomy places the organism in Eukaryota, Metazoa, Arthropoda, Insecta, Hymenoptera, Braconidae. Bases 297 to 3773 code for a protein of 1158 amino acids. Gene Ontology annotation, cellular component: nucleus; intracellular anatomical structure; cytoplasm. The transcript has 4 exons. Gene Ontology annotation, molecular function: DNA helicase activity; ATP binding; G-quadruplex RNA binding.